UCUUAACUUUAUUUUCUCCUGUUAAUGUUCUCAAUGAUUAUCGAGCAUAUGCAUUACCAUGUGGCUUCAAGCGUGUCAGUGUGCUCUUGCUCAUAAUUUUUACUAUAUCUUGUUACUAAAAUUGCAAGUUAAUUGCAAAUUACUCAGAGCUUGGAUUUUCUCCUCCAGUUGGUUAAAGGAAAGCUACCGGGAAGGUAGAUUUGUUGACGAGUUGCCUUACAUACUAAAUGAUGAUGACUACAUAUCGAAGUAUCGAGCCAGCCUAAAAGCUACAGUUCUCAGGGCAAAAGCAUGUCCUGGAGCUUUAUUUGAAGGGUAUAAUGUUUGCAUAUCAGCUCACGCUCAACCACCACCUAAAACUCUAUCCUUGAUACUCAAGUCAGCCGGUGGAAAUGUAAGUUCUCUGUUAUUGUACAAAUCUCGAGUACUAGGUUUGGUUCUCUAUAUUACAUAUACAACCACUAUAAUAUGGCUAUCCUCCCAUCUAAUGAAGAUGUGAAGUUCUCAACAAACAAGCACGUAUAUGAAUUCUAGACAUGGGUCAAUAAAUCAUAGACAUGGUGACGUGCCAUUUUUUUCUAAAAAAUAUAGGAUAGCGCUAGAACACAGUUUUAAUAUAUAUAAUUUAAAAAGUAUGUAUCAUAUUUAUAUAGAAAUUCAAAGUCAAUAAGUUUAUGUAUUUAUAUGCUUAAAAAUAAGCUUGUCCUUCACUCAAAACUUAUUCAAAGCCAAGAGUUUAAUAUGUGUGUGUGACCAAUCUUGACCUUUAUUACAUUGGAAUACUUGUUGUCUAACACAUCUACUGUACUAACUAGUGUUCAACACGUGUUCUCCGAGUGUUCCAUACAUAUUGUUUAUUGAUACACUAGCCAAACUUGAGUGUAUGUGCUUCUUAAGUCUUUAAUAUUUAUGUUUGUUUUGAUCCUAGGAAUUGAGCAUGUAAUGUAAAAAGUCUAUGCACAAGGGGUCAUAUGGCCAUCUCCGUGUUUCUUUAAUUAUCAAAUUUGUUCAAGUUUUUAA
Molecule: messenger RNA, 1020 nt
Organism: Cucumis sativus (cucumber)
Lineage: Eukaryota; Viridiplantae; Streptophyta; Magnoliopsida; Cucurbitales; Cucurbitaceae
Product: PAX-interacting protein 1-like
Exons: 2
Coding region: 59-499 (146 amino acids)
Source: RefSeq, a predicted model, not a curated record